Messenger RNA from Pseudophryne corroboree (corroboree frog), 2333 nucleotides. RefSeq names its product cell division cycle 6 (gene CDC6). Gene Ontology annotation, cellular component: nucleus. Gene Ontology annotation, biological process: cell division; DNA replication initiation; mitotic DNA replication checkpoint signaling. Gene Ontology annotation, molecular function: DNA replication origin binding; ATP hydrolysis activity. The record is from RefSeq and is a predicted model, not a curated record. The coding region runs from base 315 to 1970 and encodes 551 amino acids. The transcript has 14 exons. Lineage: Eukaryota; Metazoa; Chordata; Amphibia; Anura; Myobatrachidae.
ACUGAGUGUCUGACACAUGUACAGAGCCCACAAGCUGCCAUGAGCUAUUUCUACAUGUAACUAGGUGACUACGCCUUGCAGCUUCCCCUACGUUAUAGGCUUUUUAACUUCAUUAUGUGAUCAGGCAUGUUGCCAACUUUGAAGGCCAUUCCACGCAUCUGAGUGAUCUGGCUUGCCGUCCAGGUGAUUUAAGUGCCAAUCUUGAUAAAGGUCCGCAUAAGGACCGAAACGUCGAUGAAAUACGGCAUCAACAGUGAACCCGAAUAAAAAUAUACUGAAUUUACAAGUGACUUCAGAGACUAAUUUCUGGGCCUAUGCCAAGCACCAGGUCCCAUUCUCAAAGCUCCAUUCAGUUCCCUAAAACAAAGACUGCUAAACUGCAAACUAAAGCAGGGCUGCGUGUUCGGGCGAAAUCGGACAUUGGAGCUACUGUGACAUUGUCGCCUGUUUCAAAUGCAUUACCUCUCAGCCCCAGGAAAAGACUUGGUGAUGAUAAUCUGUGUAAUAUACCUCGGUCUACUCGAUGUUCCCCACCUAAACAAAGCCGUAAUGAAAAUGGUCCCCAGAGUCCAGCCAAGGGAAGGCGCCUCAUAUUUGAUCAGAGCCAGCCAGCUACAACACCUCCCUUAAGAAAGGGUCAGGGUUCCUCUGCUGUAUCUCCUCAAAAAAGAAGUCAAGAAACACCUUCCAGUUCAUCCGUGCGGCUGCUACUAGAGAAAGCAAGUGUGUGUACCCAACUGUUCAAGCAAGAUGGUUCCUGUUAUCAGCAAGUCAAGAGCGCCCUGAACACUGCCGUUCCCGAACGUCUACUGGCACGUGAGAUGGAGACGGCCACUAUCCUUUCCUUCCUGAAGACCCAUGUGUCUUGUGAGAAGCCUGGUAGCCUCUAUAUAUCUGGGGCUCCAGGAACAGGCAAAACUGCCUGCUUACACAAGCUGUUACAGGAGAACAAGGAGAUUCUGAAGGGCUGCAAGACUGUAUAUAUCAACUGCAUGUCACUUCGCAGCUCACAGGCUGUCUUCCCAGCUAUAGCAGAAAAGAUACGUGAGCCCGGAAAGCCAUCUGGUGGGAAAGAUAUGCUCAGGAGUCUGGAGAAGCAAGUUACCUCUAAGGGAGCAAUCAUCCUCCUAGUGCUAGAUGAGAUGGAUCAGCUCGACAGUAGGGGUCAUGAUGUCCUAUAUACAGUUUUUGAGUGGCCUUGGCUCCUAAAUUCCAGGAUUGUACUUAUUGGAAUAGCAAAUGCUCUGGAUUUGACAGAUCGUAUUCUGCCCAGGUUGCAAGCCCGGCCUCACUGUAGACCCCAAUUGCUGAACUUUGCUCCUUACACAAAGGACCAAAUUGCUACCAUCCUUCAAGACAGGCUGACACAGGCUUCUGGUGACCAAGUUUUGGAUAAUGCUGCCAUUCAGUUUUGUGCCAGGAAAGUGUCUGCGGUCUCUGGUGAUGCCCGUAAGGCUUUGGAUAUCUGCAGGCGAGCAGUAGAAAUAGUGGAGUCGGAUGUUAGGAGCCAGACUGUCGUGAAGCCACUGUCUCAAUGUGUGUCUCCAGAUAAGGAAUCUGUGUCUAGUCCUGUUCCUAAGAAGGUCAGUCUGCCACACAUCUCCCGUGUUCUAUCUGAUGUGUAUGGCGAUAAAAUGGCUGGUGGCGGUGAAGAAAGUUUUCCCCUGCAGCAAAAACUUGUAGUAUGUUCCCUUCUAUUGCUCACUCAGCAAAAAAAGAUGAAGGAGGUGACUCUGGGUAAGCUUCACGAGGCUUACAGCAAAGUGUGCCGCAAGCAGCAAAUGGAACCAGUGGGCCAGUCAGAAUGCCUGUCCCUCUGCCAACUACUGGAGACUAGAGGUGUGUUAGGACUCAAAAGAUCCAAGGAAGCUCGCCUCACAAAGGUGUCAUUGAAGAUAGAGGAACGGGACAUAGAAUAUACCUUCAAGGAUAAGAUCUUAAUUGGGAACGUUUUACAUGCAGGGAUUUAAAUUUGGCGUUUUUAGAAGAGUACUUUUUUUAUUUGUAUAUAAAUGUAAUUUUUUUUAAUGUAUACUAUCAGUGACUUUGACAGGAGGAUUUCCCACUUGUAGGCUGCUCAAAAUAUAUUUUUAUGAUUUUAUGACCUUUUACAACAUGUAAAGUGCUCUUGUGGCAUCUUGAUUUCUUGUUUUUAAAGAAAGUGACUUGUGUAUAUAAUGUGCAAUAUGUAAUUAUCAGUUUGCUGUUAUGCACAGCAGAUGUUAAUGUUUUAGUAUCUCUAAGGUACAAUCUGGUUUUAUGGACGCAGAGUCUGCAUUUACUCUAGACUGUUCUGUGCUCAUAUUUGGAUUUUAAUAAACAUGAAAAAUCAA